This is a messenger RNA of Sorghum bicolor (sorghum), 2401 nucleotides long. RefSeq names its product arabinosyltransferase RRA3. Gene Ontology annotation, molecular function: glycosyltransferase activity. Gene Ontology annotation, biological process: root hair cell development. The coding region runs from base 888 to 1991 and encodes 367 amino acids. NCBI's taxonomy places the organism in Eukaryota, Viridiplantae, Streptophyta, Magnoliopsida, Poales, Poaceae. The transcript is spliced from 2 exons. The record is from RefSeq and is a predicted model, not a curated record.
UCUUUUAUUCUCUUUUUCUUAGUUCAUACCUCGGCAGCUGCCCUGAAGAUUACUGGAAAGUGGAAACGGAGAUGUUGGUCAGUUGGUGGUUACUUUGCUCGUCACGGAUAGCGUUCUACCUUGGACCAACUAGGAAUGAUGUUAAGGAACUUAAAGGGCCAUCUCUGAGAGCAUGCAGUGCAUAGAUCCAUAAAAGUGCUAGCAUAUCAAGCUAAACUAGUUUUACCUUGCAGCAAAAAUAGUAUUUAGUCUACCUUAACCUUUUUAAGGAUGGUGUCGACGAGAGAUUAAGGUUAGUAUAUUAUCGAUUUAUAUGAACCUCGGUGCAUGGAGUUCCAGCAUCAUUAAAAAAAAGGUUGUGGCCUCGUGGGCUGGUUCCAUUAUCAACCAAUUAUUGUCUCAGUUACUCAGUAGUGUCAUUGGUAGGACUUAGGAGUAUUGAUAAACCUGAAUGCAGAUCAAUGAUUCUCAUGGACACAUUUGCAUGUCUCAUUGAAAUUUGAGGUUCACAGGAAUUGUGUCCACAGCUGACAAUCUUUCUUAUGUUUACCUGCAUGUGGACCACUUUACAUCCCCAUUCCUCAUUGGCACGUUCCAAAAUUUCGUGCAGUGCCCUUGGUUCAACGCUUGCUACCGGUCCAUACCCAUGUGUCACAUUAAGCAUGCCUCUGCAAAACUAGGUGUAAGAACAUUUGAUAAACCAAAUGGAUAGUAAGGAGCACUGGAGCAGCAUGGCUGUUAGAAUAGGGAAAGUUGGCUUUAGGUGUCAAGGAUGCAUCAGCAAGCCACGGCAGGACAUAGUGACAAAUGGUUGCAAAAUGAAUUGCUCUCAAGGGUGCAAAGCUAACAGUUUCUGUUGUGGCUUGUGUUUUUACCUUGGGUGAGGAAUGAACUGCAUGGAGGUUGACUCAACUGCUUGCGAAUCAUCAGGACAAGUUACCAAUCUUAAGUCCCAGUUGUCAUCAUUGGAGAGAGGGAAUGUUGAACUUAGGAGGCAGAUUAAUGAACUAUCCAUGAAACUUCAAAUAGCUGGACAAGGAAAAGAUGAGACUUUGUACAAGCCUGGUCCGUUCGGAACUGUCAAAGCUUUGAGAACAAAUCCAACUGUAACCCCUGAUGAAUCUGUUAAUCCCAGGUUGGCCAAGAUAUUGGAAGAGGUUGCUGUGAAAAAGGAACUCAUUGUUGCAUUGGCAAACACCAACGUGAGGGAGAUGCUCGAAGUUUGGUUUACCAAUAUCAAACGAGUUGGUAUUCCAAACUACCUGGUUGUGGCGUUGGAUGAUAAUAUAGAAAGCUUAUGCAAAUCUAAAGGGGUUCCAGUCUACCGGCGUGAUCCUGAUGAAGGCAUCGAUAACAUUGCAAAAACUGGUGGAAACCAUGCCGUCUCUGGACUUAAGUUUCGUGUUUUAAGGGAGUUCUUGCAACUUGGAUAUAGUAUUCUCCUCUCUGACAUUGAUAUUAUUUUCUUGAGGAAUCCAUUUGAUCACCUUUACAGAGAUUCUGAUGUGGAGUCCAUGAGUGAUGGCCACAACAACAUGACAGCUUAUGGUUUCAACGACGUGUUUGAUGAGCCUUCUAUGGGUUGGGCCAGAUAUGCUCACACAAUGCGGAUUUGGGUUCACAACUCUGGGUUUUUCUAUAUUAGACCAACAAUUCCUUCUAUUGAACUUCUGGAUCGAGUGGCUGGACACCUUUCUCGUGAGCCAAAGUCAUGGGACCAGGCAGUUUUCAACGAGGAGCUGUUCUUCCCGUCUCAUCCUGGUUAUGAAGGCCUUCAUGCAUCCAGGAGAACCAUGGAUAUUUAUCUUUUCAUGAACAGCAAAGUCCUCUUCAAGACAGUGAGGAAAGACGCUCAGCUCAAGAAGCUAAAGCCAGUGAUUGUGCAUUUGAACUACCAUCCUGACAAGUUAGAGCGAAUGAAAGCAGUUAUCGAAUUCUAUGUCAACGGCAAACAAGAUGCACUGCGUCAUUUCCCUGAUGGGUCAGAAUGAGGAAAUUACAGAUUUUGCCGGUAAAGAAACCUAUACCCUCUGUAUCCUACUCAUUUUGGUGUUGUCCUGGCAUUUGGAUCUACAUGUGGCCGAUGUGGGAUCUUCACACGUGCGAGAAUGUUUGGCGAGUGCAAUAUGGAUGCAUUGACCUUUAGCUAUUUGGAUUGGAUAUCUCCUUGGUCUCUAGUCUAGUAGUCUCUACUAACCUUAACAGUUCUGUAGCAAAUUUGUACAAGCUUAGAUAGAUGGCUGAUCACAUUUUUCUUUACCGUAUGAUCUUUUGAGGUACGAAUUUAGGAAAUGGAGGCGGUUUCUUCUGAACUAGUGAUACGAUUUUAUGCUGGUGUUUUCUUGUGAAUUGAGAACCUUUUACAGUUCCAAUUUAUUUAUUAAUUUUGAUAUUAUCCGCA